Messenger RNA from Manihot esculenta (cassava), 1110 nucleotides. RefSeq lists its product as uncharacterized. The coding region runs from base 208 to 1020 and encodes 270 amino acids. The record is from RefSeq and is a predicted model, not a curated record. NCBI's taxonomy places the organism in Eukaryota, Viridiplantae, Streptophyta, Magnoliopsida, Malpighiales, Euphorbiaceae. The transcript has a single exon.
UCCCUUGUUUCUUUUUGUUUUCUUUAACCUGCAAAAGAAGACCCCUCUUUUUCAGCUAUUCUCUCUCUCAAUCUCCAUUCCAAAAGCCUUCACUUUAAGCAAACCCUCACAGACCCAUAAACCCAAAACCAAAUCACUUUCCUUCUUCAAUUUCUUCACCAUUUUCAUCUUCAACUUCUCUCCGAACUCCCAAUCGUCCACCCAUCAAUGUGGCGGCAGCGGAGUCAAUCAACGGUCAGGAUUCGCGAUACUUCCUCUUCUUCUUCCUCUACUUCCUCCCCUUUCUCAUUUCCCACUUUCAAAGAUAUUCAGCACCUUUGCUCCGACGAUCCCUCUCCACCCACCAAAAAGUCCUCCAUUUUCCAUCGCGUUCGUGUCGCCACCUCAAUCAUCCGCUCCUUUUCUGCGGCUCGUCCUCUCACCCACUCCCAAUCCACCACACAGACACAGCUCGGAUAUGAAGCCGAAGUCGUUUCCUCACCUGUUAGUAAAACAACACCGCUCCAACUACCGCAACCGGAAUGUCAAGAGCCCCCGCCGUUGAUCUCAAUCCCGGGUGCUGAUAAACGGAUUGUCGUUUACUCUACAAGCCUACGCAUAGUUCGCUCGACAUUUGAAGAUUGCCGGACCGUCCAAUCUAUUCUCCAAGGAUUUCGUGUCUCGAUCGACGAACGAGAUCUCUCCAUGGAUUCAAGAUUCCUAAAGGAGCUACAGCAGAUCUUUGGCGGCGGUCAAACUACGUUGACUUUGCCUAGGGUCUUUAUCGGUGGGAGAUAUGUAGGAGGUGCGGAGGAGAUUAGGCAGUUGCACGAGGCAGGCGAGCUCAAGAAGUUCGUGGAAGGUUUGCCCGCAGCGGAACCUGGUGUCUGCGACACGUGUAGCGGUUACAGAUUCAUUUUGUGCCACGACUGUAACGGUAGUCACAAAAUGUACACAGAGAAAUCUGGGUUUAAGAGCUGCGCCGCUUGCAACGAGAACGGUCUCAUAAGGUGCCCUUCUUGUUCCUGUGCGCCUCUCUGAUCCCACUGAUCUGUUAAUUUUUUGUUGAGAAAAAGAAAGAAGAGAAUUUAUAUUUUUUUUAAUAAAUUUCUGGGCUAUUGUUAUUUUCUU